This is a messenger RNA of Symbiodinium sp. CCMP2592, 435 nucleotides long. The record is from the annotation of a GenBank genome assembly. Lineage: Eukaryota; Dinophyceae; Suessiales; Symbiodiniaceae.
AUGGCUCCAGCACAGCAGCGUGUGGUCGCUCAGGCUCCUCCGGGUGGAGCACCCGAUGCCUCAUUGCUGGAAGCCUGGGUGGUCUCCUGGGCGGACAAGAUGUGCUUAGCACUGGCAGGGGUGCCGGACGAGGCAUGGGCGUCACAGACCAGCGCGCCACCCACGGCGCGCAGCGGUCCUGCCGCUCAGGGCUACAGCGCAUAUCCGCGGACGAUGCCGGGAGCGAAUCAGAGGAUGAGCCGGACGUGUACGGAUGGCCUCUCUGCCGUUUCGGCCCUGAGCAAAGUGGAAAGGGCCCUGCAGCAGCACCUCAAUCCGAUGUCUCCGCGAAGCUUUGAGGAUCUCGUGUCGCCAAGGCCCAGCAGCCCAGUUGCCAACACCACACCGCGAGGCGCAGCCUCCAAAGCUGCGCCGUCUGCACGGGCUAUGCACAAG